AUGCUACACAUUCUCUUCCGUGAGCUCAAGCUGUGCUAUGGCUUCGUGCGCCGUGAUCUGGGAACAGGCAUGCUGCCUGUUCCUGGCUUCACCCUGGCAUCAUUACUCUAUCGACAGGCCUCGACGGAGGAGAUAACCGCAACAAUCCCAAAAGCCUUCCUGUACGGGUUCCUCUACCUGUACACCUUCGUGGUAUCCAACCAGAUCACCGGCGUCAGCGAAGACAAAAUCAACAAGCCUGACCGACCGAUUGCCUCAGGCGCCGAGUCCGUGACAGCAGCCAAAACGCGGUACUGGAUCCUCACGGCGUUGUACCUGGCGUACGGGACGUAUCUGGGCGCCCCCGAAUGGACCCUGCUGUGGAUUGCGACCACCAUCGCACACAACCCGCUCGGCUUCUCCAACUUCGGCCCGACCAAGGAUCUCUGCAUGGGUCUCGGCUGCAUUGCUCAGCUCAAGGCGGCGUGGAUCAUCGGCGGUGCGGCGCCGGAGAUGGGCUGGCACUGGAUCAAGGUCAUUACACUGUACAUGCUCUGGCCUAUUCCGCUGCAGGACCUGCGUGAUGUUCCGGGGGAUAAAGCUGCGGGGAGACGGACAACCCCUAUUCUCUUGGGAGACAUGCCGGCUCGCAUUUAUAUCUCUGCAGGAAUCAUCGUCUCGCAGUUCAUUCUGAUCAAAUACCGUAUCCUCGAAUACCGCUACGACUCCUCCACCAUCGCCCUCUCCGUCCUGCUCGUCCUGAUGACCAUCGGUUGUGUCGUGCGGCUUUUCGCCUUCCGCUCCUUGACCAGCGACCGCUUCUCCUACUGGCUUUACACCGUCAUCUACGUCUUUCAGCCGUUGUCGGCGUGUAUUACCCUGCGUUGA
This is a messenger RNA of Penicilliopsis zonata CBS 506.65, 867 nucleotides long. RefSeq lists its product as hypothetical. The record is from RefSeq and is a predicted model, not a curated record. The transcript has 3 exons. Gene Ontology annotation, molecular function: transferase activity, transferring alkyl or aryl (other than methyl) groups. Lineage: Eukaryota; Fungi; Ascomycota; Eurotiomycetes; Eurotiales; Aspergillaceae. Gene Ontology annotation, cellular component: membrane. Bases 1 to 867 code for a protein of 288 amino acids.